Messenger RNA from Lacerta agilis (Sand lizard), 2822 nucleotides. RefSeq names its product E2F transcription factor 7 (gene E2F7). Gene Ontology annotation, molecular function: DNA-binding transcription factor activity, RNA polymerase II-specific; RNA polymerase II cis-regulatory region sequence-specific DNA binding. NCBI's taxonomy places the organism in Eukaryota, Metazoa, Chordata, Lepidosauria, Squamata, Lacertidae. The record is from RefSeq and is a predicted model, not a curated record. The transcript is spliced from 12 exons. Gene Ontology annotation, cellular component: RNA polymerase II transcription regulator complex. Gene Ontology annotation, biological process: regulation of transcription by RNA polymerase II. Bases 59 to 2779 code for a protein of 906 amino acids.
UUUUAGGUGGGAGAUGAUGUAAGGUGCUGACCCUCUUGUGCAACUUUCAAUUUUACAGAUGGAGAUUAACUGCUUAACGCUAAAAGACCUGAUCAGCUCUAGACAUGGAAAAAGGGAUUUUAUAGAUGAAGAUGGGGAAAGCGCACAAAAGGAAAACAUAUUUGAUCGACCCAGAAUGACCCCAAAGACUCCCAUGAAAAACGAACCCAUUGAUUUGUCAAAGCAAAAAACCUGUACCCCCGAGAGAAGUCCAAUUACACCUGUUAAGCUGACGGAUAGGCCCCUGGCAGAUCCAUGGACCCCGACAGCUAACCUAAAGAUGCUUAUUAGUGCUGCUAGCCCUGACAUGCGGGACAGAGAAAAGAAGAAGGAGCUCUUCAGGCCAAUUGAGAACAAUGAAUUUAAUGACGCUUUUCCCGAUUCCUUGCAGUGUGGUACCGUAGAUGAUGGAGCAGUGGAUGAAUAUGAAAAGCAGAGACCCAGCAGAAAGCAGAAAAGCUUAGGGCUGCUGUGCCAAAAGUUCUUGGCCCGCUACCCCAGUUAUCCUUUAUCAGCAGAAAAAACAACAAUUUCUUUGGACGAAGUGGCUUCUAGUCUUGGAGUUGAGCGUAGACGAAUUUAUGACAUAGUGAAUGUCUUGGAGUCUCUUGAUCUCGUUAGCCGAGUGGCUAAGAAUCAGUACUGUUGGCACGGUCGUCACAGCUUGAGUCAAACGCUCAGAAACCUCCAGGAAAUAGGAGAGCUGCAGAAAUAUGAAGAACUUAUGGCUUCUUUCCAGCAUAAAGAGCUAGACCUUUACUGUAAAUUUGGAGAACACAAAAAAGAGACCUUUCUAGAUUUCCAAGACCGGCAAUUGCUUGACUUCUCAGAGACAGAUUGUCCAUCUGCGUCUGCAAACAGCAGAAAGGACAAGUCGUUGAGGAUUAUGAGCCAAAAAUUUGUCAUGCUGUUCCUCGUCUCCAAGACCAAGAUAGUUACUCUCGACAUAGCAGCAAAAAUAUUGAUAGAAGAAAGCCAGGAUACAGCAGAUCACAGCAAGUUUAAAACAAAGGUACGGCGAUUGUACGAUAUUGCCAACGUCCUGACAAGCCUUGGGCUCAUUGAGAAAGUGCAUGUAACAGAGGAAAGGGGUCGUAAGCCAGCCUUCAAAUGGAUUGGGCCGGCGGAGUUCACUGGAGACAAUGGUGGCAUAAAGAUGGAGAUUCCAGCCUGUGCUGCUUUGACGAAAGCGAAAGGGGCGGCCCGCGUCUCCCAUCAAGCCUGUGCCAGUAGGAAAGAGCGGCUCUCGCGACACGCUUCUUUUGGCGCAGCUCAGCCUUCCGAAGUGGCCAAGAGGAAGGCCAGCUCAGAACCCAGCAGCCCACGCAGGGGGAAACAAGAUGACUGCUGCUCCAAAAUGAUAAAUCUAGCAUCUGUUUGCUGCCAGAAGAUGGAAGAUGACACACGCAAAGGUCUUGAAGCGGCAGGAAACCUGGGCAUCGUUUCCCCUUUCUCUGUUCUCCCUGGAGACUCAGACUGUUGUCUUAACACCUUCCCUCCCCUCUCCUCAAAUGCAAGCUCAGACACGUCACAGCCGUCUCUGCCAAAUGGGAUCAAUGACCAAGGUCUGCCAUUAUUGGCUUCCAAGUCAGAGGCUGGCAAAACCACCGUGCUCUCCAACCAACCUUUUGUUUACUUGCCAUCUCCCUCUCUGUACAUGCUGUGUGGCAGUCUUCCUGAGAGUCUCUCGAGGGGAAGUCCUCCAGAAAAGGGAAAUUGGGACCUCAAGGGCCAGACGUCACCCUGCCCAUCAGAAGGGGCCGAGUCUCCAGAUAAAUGUCAGAAGCGGAGUUCCCAGUGGCAUGUUCCUCCCACAGAAGAGGAACCGACAGCAAAAAGGCAGAGUCUGGAGCAGAGCGACGGUCCCAUUUCACUGGUGGUAUCUAAGAAGAAUGCUAAGCCAACAGAUGCAGAAUCUUCCUCGGAUCGUAACUGCAGUCCCAUUGACCAACUUCAGUUUGAAGCAGGGGUGCCUGCUGCUAUAGAAGCUGCUAAAUCUUUGGAAACUCGGGAGCAAGAAAAGCCAUUUAGGAAUAAGUGUUCGAAAGAAAAUGCAAAGGAAAAUGAACAGGCCUCUCAAGAAAAUGGCAAUCAGUCCUUCUUGCCACAGUAUCUUUAUGUGCAGCCUGCAGCUGGAUUGAAUGGCUUUAAUUUCCUGUUUCCUGCCAGCCAAGCUCCUGGUCCCGUCAACCUGCCUUCGAGCCGUUUCCCUUCGCUUAACGUUCCCUGUAUGAUGGUUCCAUCUACAGCCUUGGCACCGUUCCCUCUCAUCUAUUCCCCGGCAGUCACAAGCCAACUUUCUUCUGCUCCUGCCGGCUCCUUCCCAAAUGUCACGUGCAUGAAUUUCAGUAUGCCUGGCCUGUCACCUACAACACCUGUUUUCAUUGGGACCCCAGCAGCAGUAGUCGCUCCAAAUUCAUCACAGCUACCAACGCUGGAGCCGCACCAGCAGAUCCAGCCAGCUGUACACCUGAGUCCUGUCCUCGGGUCUGCCUGCAGCUCCAUUAAAGCAGACUCGCCGGUUUGCAUGGGGCACCCAGUCACCCUCCUGAAAUUCCAGCAGUCUUCUGCAGCCCCGCUGACUCCUAAGAACAUGCGUUCCACACCCCAAGAAGUGUUUUUCAAGACCCCUGGCAGCCUUGAAGACCCUGUGGCGUGGCGGAAAAGCGAAGGCAACCAGAGCAGAAUGGCAAGCUCUGUUCAAAGAAGAUUAGAGAUCUCCAGCAACAGCUGUGACUAAUCCCACUCACAGCAGAGGUGUGGGCAGCCUAGGAUGCAGAGCC